GUCAUAUCAUCUCUAAACUAAACUCUACAGCCUUGAAAAUCAUUACAAGUGAUGUCUGACUAACUAUAGUUCUCUCCUUAAAUAUGAAGAGAUUCAACAACAGAUUCAUGAGUUACUCCAAAUUUUACAGUCUAUAUAGAGUGAUCGUCAAUGUAAAAAGAGCAAACAGGAGAAGCGUUGAACACAAAACACAUACACAUAUAUUUAAUUUUUUGAUCAAAAUUAUGGCUAGGAACAAUUUAGUAGUUGCUGGAUAUUGAUGUAAUCUCAACUAAAUUCUACACCCCUUGCCUAUUAUUCACUUCGUUCUCUUUAUUUUUAAAUUCUUUAUAAUAUUUACCUCUUUGGUCUUGUCCUAUGAUUUUAAAUAUUCUUUUUUUAUACUCUUUCAUGCAUCUAGACACGUUAGUGCAUGGGAAAAUGUCCAAACAUCAAGAAAAGAAUCAAACGGAGUUAAGAGCAGUUUUGAUCGGAAGGCAAUACUCUGGGAAAACAUCGGUGAUCAACACUAUAUUGGAAACCAGUGAAACAGAAGCUGAAGGAGAUGAGGAUGUGAAGAGAGAGGGGUUUAUUGAUGGCAGGAGAAUCAGUCUUGUUGAAAUGCCUGGCUGGUGGAAUACCUUCAAUCUGAAUGAUUUAUCCAAUAUCUCCAAACAGCAGCUGUUCCGCAGGAUUUCCAUGAUUUCACCCGGACCUCACGCAGUUCUGAUUGUGAUUCGGGCUGAUUCUGCAUUUACUGACGCUGACGGGAGGUUUCUGGAGGACUAUGUGGAGCUGCUGGGUCCCAAUGUCUGGACUCACACCCUCGUCAUCUUCACAAGAGGAGAUUUAAUUAAACCCAAACACAUAGAGCAGCGCAUUCAGGAGGAGGGCUCAGCUCUCAAGAGGCUUAUUGAAAAAUGUGAACAUAAAUAUCAUGUUUUUAAUAACUCAAAUCACCACGAUCAAACCCAAGUUAAAGAGCUGUUCAAGAAAAUUGAAGGAAUUAUCAAGAACAGUAACAGCAAGCACUUUAACAUUGACCUGGAAGUAGUAAAUAAAGUCAAUGAGCAGUGGGAGGAAAUUCAGACAAGAGCAAAUUCUAGAAAAUCCAGAGUACAGAAGGAACGGUCAAAAGUUCAAGAAAAAGCGUAUGUGCGUCGUCUUGAGGAGAUCAGAGUUGUUUUGCUGGGAUGGGUUCUUGGUGGAAAGAGCUCAGCUGGAAACACCAUCUUGAACCGGGAUGAAUUUGCCAUAGGAGGAAAAACCGGAGAGGGUAAGAGAGGCUUUGGAGAUGUAGAUGGAAGGAAGAUGACAGUUUUGGAUACUCCAGGCUGGUGGAAGUACUUUGCAUCGGAACUCAACCCAGAUUUCAUUAGAUCUGCGAUCUUUGGAAGCGUUUCAGAGUGUAAGAAGUUCCCUCAUUCCAUGCUGCUCGUGAUCCCAGCAGAUACAUCAUUUCAGGAAGAACAAAAGAGGAUCACUGAGCAAAAUAUGUCUAUCCUUGGAGAUGACGUCUGGAAACACACUAUAGUUCUGUUCACCUGGGGUGACAGAUUUAAAGACAUCUCAGUCGAGCAGCACAUUGAGAGUGAAGGUGAAGCUCUUCAGUGGCUGAUUGAGAAAUGCAGGAACAGAUAUCACGUCUUUGACAACACAGACAAGAAGAAUCGAGAUCAAGUCACAGAGCUGCUGCAGAAGAUUGAUGAGAUGGCAGCAGAAAACAGUCUGUUUCGGCUCAACAGGAGGAAAAACUAUGAUGAGAAAACCUGUCAGAAAACUGAAAAACAGGAGGAUCUGAACAUGGAGAUCAGACUGAAGGAUGUCUGUCAGUAUCUGGAUGAAGGGUUUAAGAGAAAAACUGAAGAGAUAAGAAGGAAGAUAGAAAAGUUGUGCAUGGAUAUCAUGGAAGAAUGUCUAAACUGGGAUGAGUGUGGCAGUAUGAGUGAUCCUCUUCACUUUCAGAAUAAACCUCCUCAUGCCCUAAAAGAAGUCAUUAUUCAACCUCAGAAAGACAGCAGUAAGUAA
This is a messenger RNA of Carassius carassius (crucian carp), 2007 nucleotides long. RefSeq names its product GTPase IMAP family member 8-like. The transcript is spliced from 4 exons. NCBI's taxonomy places the organism in Eukaryota, Metazoa, Chordata, Actinopteri, Cypriniformes, Cyprinidae. Gene Ontology annotation, molecular function: GTP binding. The record is from RefSeq and is a predicted model, not a curated record. Bases 358 to 2007 code for a protein of 549 amino acids.